AUGUUCGAGGGUUAUGACCAGGGCGUCAUGUCCGGGGUUAACAUAAGUCCCUCGUACAUUGAUCUGGUCAAAAUCGGCGAUGGCGCAACCGGGAAUAUCACAAGACCGACAAAGCAAGGUGGUCUUGUCUCCAUCUACUAUCUCGGUACCCUCCUGGGAGCACUGAUGGGCGGGGCGUUGUCCGAUAAGGUAGGACGACGCAAAGCUAUAUUCUUCGGCUGUCUUUGGGGCAUCUUUGGUCAAUCGAUGCAGAGCGCCGCUCAGAAUGCUCCCUGGAUGCUCUGCGCCAGAUUGAUCGGAGGCGUUGGAACUGGCUGCAUCAGCGCAGUCAUUCCAGUCUGGGGCUCGGAACUUGUCGCUCACGAAGUGCGAGGCAUGGUGAUGGCCUUCGAAAUGUUCAUCAACUUUGCCGGAAUCUCGACUUCGUACUGGCUCGAGUAUGGGCUGAGCUUUGUAAACCACGGAAACACCGACGUUCGGUGGCGAUUUCCUCUUGCUUUCGUCACCAUUUUUCUGAUCGCCUUGAUGCUCAUCAUACCCUUCAUGCCAGAGAGUCCACGCUGGGACAUUGCCAAUGGGAAGCAAGAACGUGGCAGAAAGACCCUGGCAGUCUUCCGCGCUCAAGGAGAUAUUAACCAAGCAGAGGUCGAAGCUGAAUUCAACGAGAUUGUCGCCGCCGUCGAACUGGAGGCUGAAUACCCGGCUCGGAGCUAUUUCCACUUAGUCACCGGAAUCAAGAGUGGCGAUCUUCAUCUCGGACGGAGAGCAUUUUUGGCCGCGUGGCUGCAGAUUAUGCAGGCGUGGACUGGUGUCACAAGUGUGGUCGUAUAUGCUCCCACACUUUUCCGCAUUGCUGGCUUCAGUGCACACAAAGCAAACCUCCUGACUGGCUGUGCAAACCUAGUCACCAUGGUAUGCUGCGCAUUUGCUUUUGUGACAAUCGAUCGUUACGGCCGUCGCAAGGUCCUUAUGGCCGGUGGGUUUGGACAAAGUCUGUCGUUCUUCAUCCUCGGUGCUCUGUCCAAGGUCGGAGAGGACAAACACAGCCAGUCAAUCGGCGCCGCCGCUGGCUCAUUUGUCUUCAUUUACAACGCCAUAUUUGCGGCAACGUGGCUGUCAGUGCCCUGGGUGUACCCGUCAGAGAUCUUUCCCCUUGCUAUCCGAGCUAAGGGAAAUGCAUUCGGUAUCAUUGGUUGGAGCCUGGGUUGUGGCUCGGUCUCUCUCGCAGCACCUGUCAUGUUUAAAGCGUUAGGCCCUCAGGGUUUCUAUAUCCAUGCCGUCUUCAAUCUGCUAGCUGUCGUCAUAGUAUUCUGUUUCUACCCAGAGACCAGUUGCCGGACAUUGGAAGAGAUUGAUCUCCUGUUUGCCAGUAAGACACCAUUCGUCUGGGAAACCGAAAAGAAGUUCCAAGAGCUUAAGCUGCAACAUUCGGCUCUCGUUCGUGGAGGUCAAGACGUCAAGAUCGUCGCCGAACACCUUGAAGCAGGAGGACUUGAUGGGAAGAAAUACUGA
Molecule: messenger RNA, 1512 nt
Organism: Fonsecaea pedrosoi CBS 271.37
Lineage: Eukaryota; Fungi; Ascomycota; Eurotiomycetes; Chaetothyriales; Herpotrichiellaceae
Exons: 13
Coding region: 1-1512 (503 amino acids)
Biological process (GO): carbohydrate transport; transmembrane transport
Cellular component (GO): membrane
Molecular function (GO): carbohydrate:proton symporter activity
Source: RefSeq, a predicted model, not a curated record